UUCAAACCCGGCCCGGCGCUUAUAACUUCACGUUCGAAUCUCAAACGGUUCGCACGCGUCUAUCUCGCGUUCAGAAACCACUCGAGUUAUUUUUGUGUUUGUGUUUCCAAGCUGUGUUAUAUAAAUAUGUGUGAAAAAAGGAUAAGGAAAAUUAAAAAAGGGUCUCAUUUAGCCCGUCUUCGUGAGGCCAGGCGUCUUCAAAGGCUGCAAUGGUUGGCCUCGCCGACACCGGCCGAGGAAGCUCCUGCACCAGCCGUGCAGGUACAAGUCCCGGUACCACAAGCGGCCGUCGACAAGACAACCCAAAACCGGGUCAUUCUCGAGCUGGCGUGGAAAACCAUUGCGUUAAUGCAAAAAAAUAGGCUCAUCCAACAGAAAAUUAUCGCCCUACAGAAGGAGACCUCUGAAUUUGUAACUUCGGUCAUGAGCAAUCCUGAGAACAGGCGGCGAUACUUGGAACAUGUCCGACUAUACGGCGCUGGCCUCAUCACCUUGCAGCCAACGGAAGAAGCGCGGAAUUUCCCCUUGAAAAUAGAGCCGAAAGAUUAAAAAGGGAAUGAUGUUGAUUACGGGUACUGUCAUGUAAGAUGAGACUGGGUGAUCGACUUUUCAGUUGACAAUUUUCUGAACGCAAAAAGGUGCAGAGUUACAAAGCCACCUUCCACCCUUUGCAUUCAAGUCCAGAAUGUGGUCAAGACUCGCAUCGCCCCGUCUCGCGUCGCGUCGUCGAAAUGCAAAUAAUAUGUACUGCAAAAUAUGCAAAAGUGCAGACAGCUGCUAAUUUGACUUACAGGUUGUAAUGAAAACAACGUUUGUAACUCGUUUUUGAAAUUAGCAGGACUUGUACAGACGAGAAAAACUAUUCGUCGAGUCUCAGCUAACAUGACGGGAUUUUGUGAUGGCGAGUGAAUGUGUGAAUGUAUGGGAAUGAGUUUAGUUUUUAAAUUAAUUUGUGGUACCUAGUUAUAACGUUUGGUUGAAUUUUUGUCAUAUAAUAUUGUGAUAAUUUUUUGCGAACAUGUUAAUUAGUAAUUUACCUCUUAGAGUUAUUUUGUUUAAGUACUUAUUGGCGAAGGUAAAUUUAUCUGAAAUACGUAUUUCUAGCAUCGGAUUUGGGAUUAUCACAUUGUGAUCAAUAAUAAUGACCUACUAUUAUGGUAGCUAACGCUCAAAGGAAAUUGUCGCAAAAACGCAAAAUCAAAAAGACGCGACGCGUUUUUCUAAAAUGUUACAAAGUACCUAUACUGAAAUUUAUCUCCACGGCUACGCAAUCUAGGUACCUACUUACUAGAUAGGUAUUAUAUAGAACAAAUCACUAGAGAAUGAUUUUUAUAAAUGUACCUAUUAUGUCGAUUGUGUAGUUAAAAUUUAGUAUGCUACAUAACAUUUUAGAAAAGAUAACAAUAUGCCUUGAGCCUAAUAGCAUAAGCAAGAAUGUCAGCAAAUCAAAACGGAUAACGAUUAAGGUGCCCACGCACUCGAACUGAACUGCAGCUGAACUGCGCGUCGCAU
Messenger RNA from Maniola jurtina (meadow brown), 1512 nucleotides. RefSeq lists its product as uncharacterized. Bases 127 to 549 code for a protein of 140 amino acids. The record is from RefSeq and is a predicted model, not a curated record. NCBI's taxonomy places the organism in Eukaryota, Metazoa, Arthropoda, Insecta, Lepidoptera, Nymphalidae. The transcript is spliced from 2 exons.